AUGGUUGUCUUCAGCAAAGUUACCGUUGCUCUCGCUUGCUUUUCGGCCGUUGCCUCAGCUGCAGCUGUGCCAGUGAAGAGUCCCCGUAAGGGCUUCAGUGUGAAGCAGGUGAACAAGACUCCUACCGGCACUAGGACUGUCAACUUGCCUGGCAUUUACGCCAAUGCACUGGCCAAGUAUGGUGCUACUGUCCCGGCCCACGUUCACGCUGCUGCCACGAGCGGCUCUGCCAUUACCACCCCCGAGGAUGGCGACGUUGAGUACCUCACUCCAGUCACCAUUGGUGACUCUACCUUGAACUUGGACUUCGACACUGGUUCUGCUGAUCUCUGGGUCUUCUCUAGCGACCUCGCCAGUUCGGCGCAGAGCGGCCACGACAUCUACGACGUUAGCGCCAGCGGCACUAAGCUGUCUGGUGCUACCUGGUCGAUUUCAUACGGUGAUGGUAGCUCUGCCAGUGGUGAUGUCUACAAGGACACUGUCUCCGUUGGCGGAGUCAAGGCUACUGGCCAAGCCGUUGAGGCUGCCAAGAAGAUCAGCUCCCAGUUCUUGCAGGACAAGAACAAUGAUGGCCUGCUGGGUCUGGCUUUCAGCUCCAUCAACACCGUCAGCCCCACACCCCAGAAGACCUUCUUCGACACCGUCAAGUCCGACCUUGACUCGCCGCUGUUCGCUGUGACUCUCAAGCACAGCGAACCUGGCACCUAUGACUUUGGCUUUAUUGACGAGGAGAAGUUCACCGGAAAGGUGGUCUACGCCGAUGUUGACGACUCCGAGGGCUGGUGGACUUUCACCGCCGACAGCUACACCGUCGGCACUGGCUCUGCUGGUCCUUCUAUCACAGGCAUUGCUGACACUGGAACCACCCUCCUCCUGGUCGAUGACUCUGUUGUCUCGGCCUACUACAAGAAGGUGACCGGCGCCAAGGACAACACCUCUGCUGGUGGUUAUGUCUUCCCUUGUGACGCUGAUCUGCCUGACUUCACCGUGACCAUUAAUGGCUACGACGCCGUUGUCCCCGGUAAGCACAUCAACUACGCUCCCGUCACUACCGGUAGCUCCUCCUGCUUCGGUGGUAUCCAGAGCAACUCUGGCAUCGGUUUCUCCAUCUUCGGUGACAUCUUCCUCAAGAGCCAAUACGUCGUUUUCGACUCCGAGGGACCUCAGAUUGGUUUCGCCGCUCAGGCAUAA
This is a messenger RNA of Penicillium robsamsonii, 1191 nucleotides long. Its product is annotated as pepsin-like aspartic protease. Bases 1 to 1191 code for a protein of 396 amino acids. Gene Ontology annotation, molecular function: aspartic-type endopeptidase activity. NCBI's taxonomy places the organism in Eukaryota, Fungi, Ascomycota, Eurotiomycetes, Eurotiales, Aspergillaceae. Gene Ontology annotation, biological process: proteolysis. The transcript is spliced from 3 exons. The record is from RefSeq and is a predicted model, not a curated record.